Messenger RNA from Neohortaea acidophila, 2203 nucleotides. RefSeq names its product fungal-specific transcription factor domain-containing protein. Gene Ontology annotation, cellular component: nucleus. Gene Ontology annotation, molecular function: DNA-binding transcription factor activity, RNA polymerase II-specific; zinc ion binding; RNA polymerase II cis-regulatory region sequence-specific DNA binding. The record is from RefSeq and is a predicted model, not a curated record. Bases 121 to 2172 code for a protein of 683 amino acids. NCBI's taxonomy places the organism in Eukaryota, Fungi, Ascomycota, Dothideomycetes, Mycosphaerellales, Teratosphaeriaceae. The transcript is spliced from 2 exons. Gene Ontology annotation, biological process: DNA-templated transcription; positive regulation of transcription from RNA polymerase II promoter by galactose.
GCAAGGUAUCCCACAUUCCGCGCAGCGAAGGUGCCUGCUCCUCUUGCGAUCCACGCCUUCUCCUUCGAUCAUGGCCGCGGCCUGAUUAGCUGACUCUGAACGAAUCAUCCGGCAAGUCCGAUGAAUACCUCCCUCAUUGGAAAUGCUUCUGCCUGCUCGUCCCUUUCGCCGUCCGGCGUUAAGCCUCGGAGGUGCAGGGUGGAGAAUAAGUCCGAAGGAAAGAAUCGCCCCUACGAUUUAAAUUCCGGUCGCGGAUCAACAGGACUCUCGGAAUCUUUCUCCUACUUCCUUACUCCUUAUCUGAUGAACUCCCGUGGCACAGGCUCUGCGAGUCGCCGAGACGUCAGAUUCCAAUCAGCGUGCGAUGAAUGCCGAUCUCGAAAGAUCAAAUGCGUAGCCGAUGAUGGACCAGUAUGUUUGCCGUGCCGUAGGAAAGAUGGGACCGCAGCAGAUUGCCAGUGGACCCGGCGUCGAGGGAGAGGGCCUGCUCGGCGAAAGACCGCCUCUGCCGAAGCUCAUGCCCAAGAACCAACCUCCUCGUUGCAGACCGCACGAAGCGUCAUGACUGAGGGGGAAAGUGGCCCGGCUCACGCGAUGAUUGGUGCCGUAAACAACGACGAAACCCAGAUACCGGCAGACAUGUUGGGGUCGAGCGUGGCGAGCUUCGCACAGCACAUUCAGAGACUCUUGAUCCCGCCCACGCCAAGCCCGCGCAACUGUCAUUCGCGCACAGCCUCGCCUGCCACGCGGGAAUACGUACUUCCUCUGCGCCAGAACGCCGAUCGCUUGUUGGAGACGUAUUGGGACUUGAUCGACCCCAGCUAUCCAUACCUUGACCGGGACGACUUUACACGCUGCUACCAGUCGCUUUGGGCGGGCAACGAUCUGGGGUCGGAUCUCCCACUCUUCGUCUGUCUCAUGAACGCCGUGUUGGCAUUGGCAUCGCUUGUCGAUCCUACGCAAGCCCUCCCGGACCGCAUCACCUCCAGCCAGAUCUUCUACCAGCGCGCGUGCUCUCUCGACUUACACCACGCACAGACUCGCUCUCUCCUUGCCGUUCAAUGCUUUCUGUUAGUGGGCCACUGUGCGUUUUCCCGACAAGCCUGUUGGACGUUUGUCGGCAUGGCCAUCCGCGCGGCGCAAAGCAUUGGCCUUGAUCUGCCUGCCACAAGUGCCCAAGUCGGCGAUGGGAAACGACGGAGCCUGCUGCAACGCAUCUGGUAUGGAUGCGUCCUCAUUGACCGGACCAUCUCCUUGAUCUACGGGCAAGCGACACAUAUUUCACCCGCCGCCGCUGUGCGUGUGUCUCGCCCGAUAGCUCACCCCGACGAAUCACCUUGUACGUGUGGACCAGAGCAGAACACCUUGCGAGCCGACUAUCAUUUCUUGAUCGCAGCCAUCGAGCUGUUCGAUGUGAUUGACACAUUCAAGCUGGCAGCGCGGCAUCCACCCGAUGGAGACACACCGCUGUUAGGCGGAGCCGUGCACGCUGUCAACGCCACAUUACAGGCAGAGUGUGCACUGGUCUCGUGGGAAGCCUCUCUGCCGCCUUGCAUGCGAUGGCAGACUCCUCAGGCUCACCCGGUACACGCCCGGCAAAGCAACCAUCUUUGGGUGCGUAGCCAACACUUUCGCGUCUUCAUGUUCCAGCCCGUGCUGCUACGCUUGUGCUCCUACAGUGCGCAAAAACGGCGCAAGGAUCACGACGGUGAGACGGUUGAGGGAAUGUUUCUGUACGACGUCGUCUUCCGCGGCGCUGUCACAGGUGUGGAAGCGGCCGUAGCACUCAUCGAAUACUUCGAAUCCAUGGGCGCCAAUCGCACACCAGCCGAGUUGGACCGAGUACUUCCGCCAUGGUGGUUUCGCACGUAUUACAUCCAUUCGGCGGCCUGGGUGGUUAUUGCCGCGAUGCUCCAUUUAGACGUGGUACAGUUGCUGUCCAGGGAACGACUGGCUGCUGCAUACCGCGCGGCAGUGGCACAUCUCGAGAGCGUCGCAUCUGCGGAUCCCUCCAUCACUCGAUAUGUGAGUAUUCUCCGAGCUGCGGUCAUUGAUGACGGAGGAACACAGCCAGAAGAUGGCUUGAUGAGUACGAACGACUGGAACUUCUUCAACAGCCCAUUCACAUCCGUGGACGAAGAGAAUUGGACAGAUCAUUUCGGAACGAUGUAAUGUCACGCUACUUCAAGUCAUCGUGGUUCGU